GUGGAUCCCGGGAGGUUGUCGGGAUAAAAAGUUUGCGGUGGCGGCCAGAGCAAAGUUUGGAGAGUGGGAUAUUGUUGUAAACGUGUAUCCGUGAGAGUAUGACCGACGCAGAAGCGCAGAGCGCCCCACCGUCGGCUCCGGUGGAAGAACAGCCACAGCCGGAGAGAAAAAUUAUAGCCACCGCAGUCCAAGGCACCGUGAAAUGGUUCAACGUGCGCAACGGAUAUGGCUUUAUCAACAGAAACGACACCAAAGAGGAUGUCUUUGUUCAUCAGACUGCCAUCAAGAAGAACAAUCCCAGGAAGUUCCUUCGCAGUGUUGGGGAUGGGGAGGUGGUAGAGUUUGACGUGGUCGAGGCCGCCAAGGGCUCGGAGGCAGCCAACGUGACAGGGCCUGGUGGUGUUCCCGUUAAAGGCAGUCGGUACGCGCCCACCAAACGCCGUUUCCGCCGGCGUUUGUCCUCUCGCAGCCCCAGGCCCGGUGACGAGAAGGGCGACGGCACCUCAGGCCCCACUUCAGAGCAUGGAGGAGAGCACGACGGAGAGCGGCCCGGCGAGCGGCCCGGAGACAGGCCCCCACCGCGCCGGCGCAGGCCCCGCCGACCCAGACAGGAAGGGCAAGAGGGCGAGCCAGGGGAACAGGAGGGAGGCGUAGAAGGCGACCAGCAGAGGCCUCCACCGCGCAGGUUUAGGACCCAGUACCGCAGGCCAUUCCGUCCUCGCCCACCUCCCGGGGAGGUUCAGGCGGGUGCUGCCACCUCAAAGGGCCAGGCAGCAGAAGGGCAGGAUGUGGUGAAGGAGGCCCAGGAGGGCCAGCAGACAAACGGGGAGCAGGCCAACGAAGACGGCCAAAAGCCCCGCCGACAGUAGCGCCGCAGGCAGAGGAACUCAGAGUCUAACUCUGUCUCUAAAGAUGGGACAGAGAAGCCCGAAAAGCUAGCCUCGGAACCUAGCACUCCCCUUCAGACAGCCAAGCCAGCCGACUCCAAAUCCUCCCCCAAAUCCUCCCCUAAAGGCUCCCCCAAAAUGUCCCCCAAGUCCUCCCCCAAAUCACCAGAGCCACCUGCCACGACAGUUCCCGCAGACACAGAAUGACGCCCAUGAUGAGACUGUGUAACGUGACCCCAGACAAGAGGUGGGACCCCGCUCCAAACUGGCGCAUCCUUUCAGGGUUUGGGUGGAGGGUUGCGCUUCUUGCAUUACUACCGAAACUGCGACGCGGCUAUCUCGUAGCUGUUGUCACUAGUAUGUGAUAUUUAGGUACUUUUUCAACGUAUGGGUUUUCGGAGGAAGUGCACGAGUCUUUUGAAGGAUGGUCCGCACCUGCGGUCCGAAUGUGUAACCGGGUGUUAAAAAUGCUUUUCCUUAUGACUUUAUAUUUUUGGGAUUUGUGUUCAAUGAAAGCCCACCUAUAUUGCAGUUGUAAAUUGGUCGCCAAUUGAAGUCUGAAACCCGUGGGACCCACUGCCUGUUAGAAGUCUUAAUUCUUGGCAUUGUGUUCUAUUGGUUUAAAUGUUAGUCUCUCUCCUUGUCCUCUCUGUCGGUCUUUGCCCCCUGCCUGUCUUUUUUUCACCUACCUGCCUUUCUCCCCUUAUCUUCUCUGCCCAUCUGUCUCUCUCCCCCUGUCGCUCUCUUUAGGUUCCUAGGGAGGGUUAGCUGGGGGACCGAGCCCCUCUCACCACACCCACCACUGUGCACUACUCUCCAAUUCCCCCCCCCCCCCCCCCCCCCUGCAUAUGGGAGGGAGGGAGUUGCAUGUAUUCAUAAAUGUUAAAAUACGCCUAGAAAGAUCUAGAGGAACGAAAGUAUGUAAAAAUCUGCUUGGAUGCCCAGUUACUCCACAAACCCCCAGCUUGUUUACUUUAAUUGACUGAGAAUGGGCAUGAGCAGUAGAGGACCCAGCCGCUAUUUUAAGUUCAAUGAUGUGGAAAGCGAAGCGUGUGUGAGGGUAGUGGUCCAGGAGUUGCGAUGAUAACCUUGCCAUCCCCCUAGUUUCUAACAUGCUGCAGCCCACACCCUAUUUGGAAAAUCAAGGCCGGGGGUUGGUUUAAAAAAAAUAUACAUUUUUGUUCUACUUAUUUUUGUAUGUGCUUUUCUUUUGGAGGGGAUUAUGUGCAAUGUCAGUAUCUAAAUGUCGAUAAAAUGUUUGCAAAAACCACAA
Messenger RNA from Oncorhynchus nerka (sockeye salmon), 2160 nucleotides. Its product is annotated as Y-box-binding protein 2-A-like. Lineage: Eukaryota; Metazoa; Chordata; Actinopteri; Salmoniformes; Salmonidae. The record is from RefSeq and is a predicted model, not a curated record. Gene Ontology annotation, cellular component: nucleus. Gene Ontology annotation, biological process: regulation of gene expression. Gene Ontology annotation, molecular function: nucleic acid binding.